Hordeum vulgare subsp. vulgare (domesticated barley) is the source of this 1511-nucleotide messenger RNA. Its product is annotated as SNAP25 homologous protein SNAP33-like. Bases 260 to 1189 code for a protein of 309 amino acids. The transcript has 5 exons. NCBI's taxonomy places the organism in Eukaryota, Viridiplantae, Streptophyta, Magnoliopsida, Poales, Poaceae. The record is from RefSeq and is a predicted model, not a curated record. Gene Ontology annotation, molecular function: SNAP receptor activity. Gene Ontology annotation, cellular component: SNARE complex; plasma membrane.
CGAGCAGCACCGCGUCUGCGCGUGCGCGAGCAACUUGAGCCGCGACCGGGUCGGCUCCCCUUCUCCUUCCUCGCUCUCGCUCUUCCUUCUCCUUCCUUCCUUCCUUCUUACCAGAACUAACUACUGUUUUAUACCCGCGCCCAAGAUUUCCUCCUCCUCCUCCUCCUUGCCCAAUCCCCAGGCCCCUCCACCCCACCCCACCCAGUCGCUGCGGAUACUUGAUUCUGCUACUCGGCCAGCGAUCGAUCUCGCCUCCGCCAUGAGCGCCACCAGGCCCUCCUUCUUCCCCUCCAACAACAACAGGAACAAGCCCGCCACCCGGAACCCCUUCGACUCCGACUCGGACGACGACGGCGGCAUGGCCCGGCGCGGCCCGGCGCGGGCCUCGUCCGUCCCGACCCCCGCCGCGGGGCCGGCCAGGGCCUCCUCGGCCCCGAUCCCCGCCGACGAGGCGGACCAGCGGGGCGCCCUGUUCGGCGCGGGCCCCGCGCCGUCCGGCUUCGCGUCCUCCUCCUCCGCGGCCGCCAGGGGCCGGUACAGGAACGACUUCCGCGACUCGGGCGGCGUGGAGGCGCAGUCCGUGCAGGAGCUCGAGGGCUACGCGGCCUACAAGGCCGAGGAGACCACGCGCCGGGUCGACGGCUGCCUCCGGGUCGCCGAGGAGAUGCGGGACACCGCGUCAAAGACCCUGCUCCAGGUGCACCAGCAGGGCCAGCAGAUCAGGCGCACCCACGCCAUGGCCGUCGACAUCGACCAGGAUCUCUCCAGGGGGGAAAAGCUACUAGGUGAUCUUGGUGGUUUGUUUUCCAAGAAGUGGAAGCCAAAGAAGAACGGCGCAAUCAGGGGCCCUAUGCUGACCAGAGACGAUUCCUUCAUACGCAAGGGCAGCCAUAUGGAGCAGAGGCAUAAACUGGGGCUGUCAGAUCGUCCGCAUCGAUCCAAUGCACGCCAGUUCCUAUCUGAACCCACAUCAGGCCUUGAGAAAGUCGAGGUGGAGAAGGCAAAGCAGGAUGAUGGCCUGUCUGACCUUAGCGACAUACUGACAGAGUUGAAAGGAAUGGCCAUUGACAUGGGAACUGAGAUUGAGGGGCAAACAAAGGAUCUUGGUCAUGCGGAGAAGGACUUUGACGAACUUAACUACAGGGUCAAGGGGGCAAACGCUCGAACACGUCGCCUGCUUGGCAGAUAGGCAAGAAGCAUAUGUUGUUCACCAGAGGAUUCUGUGACACUCCUUAUCUUCUGCAUUUGCUUUCGUGGGCUGUUAAUUCAGAUCAUUUUGUGCAUAAAACUCUGGUUAGGAAGGUCUGUUGGGGAGUUGUAUCAGGGUUUAUUGUGUAUAUACGCUAGACGGGCGGUUCGUUUUCUAUGUUGCAGUUGUACUACAUUUGCUAUGGACAGUAGAUACGUUUGUAUUCGGUUUUCUUGUUUUGCAAUCGCUAUGCUGCAGGAAAGCACAACAUUGCCCAUCUGUUUAUGGAGUUGCUAAUUCCGAGUGGACCUGGAAUUUGGUA